CCGAUCUUCUCCUCUCUCUCUCUCUCGGCAGAACGACAAACACAGAAAAGAGGAAGCAGAGCAGAUGACCGCCGAGAAAGGGAAGACGAGAAUGGCGGCGGAGGUGAGCUCCAUCGCCAGGAUGCUCCGCGGGGAGGCGGGGAAUGGUAGGGGCGGCGCCGCGAAGCCGUCGGAGAUGGUGACCAUGGAUCUGCUCGGCGGGUGCGGCGGCGACGCCGGCGUGGAGGAUGACGUCGUCGACCUAGAGGUCAAGGUGCCCGCCGGCUGGGAGAGACGGCUCGACCUGCUGUCCGGCAAGACGUUCUUGACUCCUAAUCGCCACCAGGCCAUCCAAGACGGCCACCAGGACCUCAACCUGCCUCCCACGGCAUCCACCGCCGCCGUUGCCGUCACCACCAACUCCUCCGCGUUCUGCACCCUCGAUAUGGUCCGCUGCGCCCUAGAGCGCGCCGCCGCCGCGCGGUCCGCCACCUCGCCGGACACGUCGUCCUCCUCGUUGGCGUCCACCUCAUCCUCGUCCUCCUCGCUGGGAAAGCGCAGCCGCUCGCCGCCUUCAAGCACGGCGUCGCCCGCCGCGAACCAGGCCAUGCGCGCGUGCGCCUGCCCGUCCUGCUUCACGUACGUGCUCAUCGCCGAGGCCGACCCCUGGUGCCCGCGGUGCGCAUCGAAGGUGCCGCCGCUCCCCAGUAAGCCCGCCGCCCACAGCAGCGGGAAGAAGCCUAGGUUUGACCUGAAUGCCGACGCCGAUGAGACCGAGUGAACGGGAAAAGAUGAUAGACAUUUGGGUUUUUUUUCCUUUCUGGAAAAGUUUUUUCCAGUCAUUAGUUUGUUACUUAGAAUAUGUCAUCAGGAGCAGUUACAUGUUCAGAAAAUUAUGAUCAUAAUUCGUAGGGACAAAAGAUGAAAGACAAAUGAAUUUUUUUUUCUUGUUGGAAAAGUUUUUCAUGUCAUCAAUUGGUUGGGGAAGCGGAAGGAGCUCCGCCGGCUGACGACGCUACAAUGUUCUUCUUCACGGCCGCCGUGGCGGAGAAGCACAUCGGCUUGGCCAUGAGCUCCCCGUCCUUGUGUACCUACUUCAGUGAAUCAUUUGUUGCAUCUGCACCUCUA
Molecule: messenger RNA, 1107 nt
Organism: Triticum dicoccoides
Lineage: Eukaryota; Viridiplantae; Streptophyta; Magnoliopsida; Poales; Poaceae
Exons: 2
Coding region: 65-760 (231 amino acids)
Source: RefSeq, a predicted model, not a curated record